AUGUGCUGGCUCAAGGCCAAAACUCGCCAGGGAAGAGCGCUGUAUCAGCAAGGGACUGGAUCAUACUACUUCUCGAACCUAAAGAUUGAAAACCAUGGGGAAAAGACGUUCUCUCCGCGAGUGAAGCAGCUGAACAUGAGAUUGGGAGAGAACGACUUGAGCAAGAAGUACUGGAAGGCGGCAGGAAUUCGUGGCUCGGCUCUUGGCCAAGUUGGAGCUCCGCAGAUCGAUCACUUCGUGGAGGAAGCAGCGGCUGAUUGUGGUUCUGAUCCCGGCUGCGUAUGCGACUGGGCGGGGAAGCCCAGGCAAUGUCUAUACGAGUACUGCUGCGGGACGCUAGUGGGGAGGUUGGGACAGUCGAGACCUGACUACCAGACUGUGCUUCCUAGCGUCGAAGAUAGGGUUGAGGGGAAGUACCAGGAGAUGCACUUGGAAAAGUGGCAGAGGAUCUGCCAGCCGGAGCAAACUUUCUUCUCGAAACAUUGCUCGAAGCAGGCCCUUCCUGCCAACGACAAUAGAAGACACUGA
Guillardia theta CCMP2712 is the source of this 528-nucleotide messenger RNA. RefSeq lists its product as hypothetical. NCBI's taxonomy places the organism in Eukaryota, Cryptophyceae, Pyrenomonadales, Geminigeraceae. The transcript is spliced from 8 exons. The coding region runs from base 1 to 528 and encodes 175 amino acids. The record is from RefSeq and is a predicted model, not a curated record.